UGGACAGAGCAAACAGCUGUCAAUCUGACAGCAGUGGGUUCCUGGAGGAGCCACUGGAACCACUGCCCCUCCAGAUGCCUUUCUUGACAAACAAUCAGAGCCCUGUUGAGAAUGGAGGUAGACUACUAAGGGACUACAGCCACAGCUCGGCAUUAUCCCAGGACUGUCAGCAAGAGUCAGAUGAGUCCGAUUCCAAGAGUAUGAUGAGCACAUCGUUUUCAAGCCAAGACUGGAGUGUCUUGCAAGAAAAGUCCUCAACAUCUCUAGUAGAGGAAGAGUCUCGGCUUGAGGUCAUGGAGGGGCUACCAGAGUUGUUGAUACCAGAUAUGGCCUUUGCCAAGACCACCAGUGAGGGAGAACACCCAAGAAUAGAUGGUCCUCUGCAGCAGCUUCUGCCAAUGCCUCACACUGAAGAUGAGGUCAUCGGAGCCACAGUCACUUCAAAAUAUGAUCAUCCACUGGAAUUUGUGGUAACCCACAUCACAGAAACAAAGGACAAAUUUCUGAAGCCUGAGGGAGCUGGAAAAGUACAUGUGCAAAGCCACCAUUGUGAGUCUCAAAGGUCACUUGGAAGUGACUGUGCUCAAGACAAGCUCCUUCCUGUUGACCCUGAGGCCCCAAGAGAUGAAGAGAUCAGCAGACUCCAUCCUGACACUGACAACACCUUCCUGGUCCAAGAAAGUUCACCACAGUGUGUCCCCAAACACAAUAAAGUCAUUCCCUAUGCAGGUGACCUUGUUCAAAUAUCUGAAAAGUUCAUUUCCAACCUCCAUAAACUACCUGGAGACAGGCUCCAGGUGAAGCCAAGGUGUAGUGCUUUGGGUCAAGUAUCACCUAGAAUGGAAACUGAGACAGAAAACUUUCCUCCAAAUGCUGGCAGCUCCCGGUCUGUGACCACCCAGAUGUCCUCCAAGCUGCUGCCAGCUGCCCAGAGUACUGUGGCAUCAGAGACUGAUGCUAGAGGAACAUCUUUAGAAUGUACUAUCUGUGACCCUGUUACCCCAACAGGACCAAGACUGGGAACAGAAGCAAGACAGUUCAAUGAUGCUUCCAUUCAGACUUCUGUAUGUGAGCCCAGGCCCUGGCAUUUCUGUUCAGCUCCAUGUAACAAGAACUUGUUGGCACCUGGACUCCAUCCUCUCACCAAAUCUGUCUCUCUAGACACAGGCUUCCCUAGUUUUUACCCAGCGGGUACCUACCACACUGCACCUUCCCACUACUGUAUCUGCUGUCAUCACCAUCCCCACUGCCAUAGAGAGAGACAAAGCCCUGGCCCUGUGCCCUCAGUCUGUAGGCACUGCCUGUACUCACAUAUUGACCAUCCAGAAGCCCAGUUCAUGAAGACUUUGAAAGUCCUUCAGGACACGACAGUGAGAGAGCUGUGUUCUUGCACAGUUCACGAGAUGGAAGCCAUGAAGAUGCUAUGCCAGAGUUUCCGGGAACAUUUAGAGGAAAUGGAACAGCACCUCACAAGACAGCAGGCACUCUUUUCCAGGGACAUGUCCGAGGAGGAAAGGGAGGAGGCUGAGCAACUGCAAACUUUACGUGAGGCCCUGAGGCAGCAGGUGGCAGAGUUGGAGUUCCAGUUAGGAGACCGGGCUCAGCAAAUCAGAGAGGAGAUCCUACUGCAGCUGGAGCUUCUCACAUCAGAACCACCUGAACACUGUACAAAUCUGCAUCAACAUAACUGGACAGAAGAAAAUAAUUGCCAAAUUUCAUGUGCUAAAAUCCACCCAGCCAUGGCCCCAGAAGCUGUCUUUCCUCACAACAAUGGCCAGCAGGCUCCCUGCUCAGAUGGGACCCAGGUGGCUGCCUUCACUCCACCCACCUUGGAGAACGGUCUCCUUCAUCACCAGAUAGGACUUUGAGCUUGCCUGUGGUUUCUGCUUCGUUCCUUCCGCCUAACACCUGCUGAAUGAAGAGGAACACCUGGCUCUGGGCCCUCCCUAACCUGGCAGCCAUCUGCCUUAUAAAUCUCAUAUCCUACCUUGCCCUCAAACAAAUCUUAAAUUCUAUUUCCCAAAGCCACCUUGUACUUUCCUGCUUCCUUUGUAAUAUGCAUGAAAUAUCUCUACAGUAAGUCCUGAGGCAGACUGCAUCUCUUGCACAAACUUUCUUUGAUGAUCUGUGAAUGAAGCAAUCCCUAUUUUUUGGAAAACUCCUAUAUUACUUUGUAUUUGUAUUAGGGCAUUUAUAGCCUACCACCAUGUGCUUCUAUUAUCUGUGUAGAUCAUAUCUUCUCAUUAGUCUUAAAGCUGUUUGAGGACUGUGUAGCACCUUCUACUAUCAGACUGAAAGAACAGGCUCCCUCCUUUACCACGUGUGACCUUAGGCACUUGCUUUCUUUGCCCUGGUUUCUUCCUCUAUAAAAUAGGGAUAAGAAAAGCAACAUAGAGUUGUUGGACAAAAUAAAUAAAUCCCAUGCAGUGUUUAAUCUGGUGCCUAUCACAUAGUAAAUUUCAAUGUAUGUUUGCUAUUAUUACAAGUGUGCAUACCAAAAAUUCAAUAAAUGUAAGCUAUAA
Carlito syrichta (Philippine tarsier) is the source of this 2522-nucleotide messenger RNA. It is a transcript of the gene ITPRID1, whose product is annotated as coiled-coil domain containing 129. The record is from RefSeq and is a predicted model, not a curated record. The coding region runs from base 75 to 1868 and encodes 597 amino acids. The transcript is spliced from 6 exons. Lineage: Eukaryota; Metazoa; Chordata; Mammalia; Primates; Tarsiidae.